Messenger RNA from Symbiodinium pilosum, 1253 nucleotides. The record is from the annotation of a GenBank genome assembly. Lineage: Eukaryota; Dinophyceae; Suessiales; Symbiodiniaceae.
GUGUGGGGCACCGACAGAGCCGCUUGCAGCAGGAGCUACGUGAAGCGCAUGACGCGCUUGCCAAAGAGUUGUCCGUGGUUGACGAGAAACGGAACGCCGCUGAUGCCAGCAUUGAAUCAUUGGAGACAAGGAAGCUUCAACUGCGACAGCAGCUGCAUGCAAUCGAUGAGAAGUUGCAUGCCGCGCGUGAGGGACAACGCAACUGGCUCUCUGAGAAGGAUCGCCGGCGGCGGGCAGUGGAGGAUGUGGAGGCGACUUUUCGAAGAAACCUCCAAGAGGCUGAAGACCAGGGCUUAGCAGCCAGGAAGGAGCGGGCUGCCGCGGAGAAGGUGAAAGCUGCCGCUGCUGAGACUGAGUCGCUGGCAAUCCGCGCCCUGUCUGAAGCAGCUGCAGAGUUAAGCUCGAAGGCAGGGCAGUUUGACAGCCACCUGCUCAACGUUCUGCUGGAACAUCUGGGGCAUGAAGAGAAGCGAGUUCGGUUACUUGAUCAAGAGUCCGACACCUGCGCCGACAUCAUGACCAAGCACAAGGCUGAGAUUGACCUGAUGGGUGUGAUGGACCGGCCACUCACCAGCGUACUUGACGUGGCAGAACAGAGGCACUUGUGCCAGACUUCGGCUGCUGCGGAUGCAGCCCUCAAGGCAUGUGCCGGUUUUGCUCGUGAUUUUGGCCCGUUCCUCAGCAGGAACCCAGAAGCCCAGGGGCGCUUGCAAAAGUUGGAAGCAGACCAUGCCGAAGUGAUUCGCAAACUGACACCUUGCCGCGACCUGUUGGGUGCAAAGCAGGGUCAAAUCCCACCUGCCGCGCCUGCAACACAGGUGACGUACCCGCAAAUCGGCCAGACAGGGCAGCCCCAAGUCGAGCGCACUUCUGCUUAUCCAAGCAAGGGAGCGGAAGAGCAAUCAGGAAGCGGUAGCCGUGACGCAGCCAUGCAGAUGCAGCCAACACAGCUUUCUGCAAACCAGACUCCUGCCGCACACAAUCAUCAGCCAGCGCAGCCCAGUGAAGCGCUUCACGAAAGCCAAGAGCCAAAAGCUUCACAGCCAGCAGAAAUGCCACAGCCAGCUGUACUAGGGCCAGCAUUAGUGCCCUCUGUGCAGUUAGCAGCAGACCAACGAGCACAAACGCCAACCCUGCAAGCAACACCAGCAGCACAAGCAGCCGCAUCUGCACAAACAGCGCCACCCCGAGCAGCAGCUGCAGAAACACCAACUGUCGCGGAAGCGACUGGGUCAGGGUUGGAGCCAACAUGA